CUCGCGGCCUAUCUGUUCACACAGCUUUGCGUGUAUGUGUUCUCGGCAUCGGCUUUUUUUCUCGACGUAAAGAUCGAAAAUAUCUUAAAUCAAAAUGUUGAUGCCAAAGCAGAACAGGACUGCCAUUUAUGAAAUGCUUUUCAAAGAGGGAGUCAUGGUGGCCAAGAAAGAUGUCCACCUGCCAAGCCACCCAGAAUUGGAAGGCAUUCCCAAUUUGCAUGUUAUCAAAGCUAUGCAGUCUAUGAAGUCCCGUGGAUAUGUAAAAGAACAGUUUGCGUGGAGACAUUACUACUGGUGCCUCACUAAUGAUGGUAUUGAGUACUUGCGAGGUUUUCUGCAUUUACCACCAGAAAUUGUGCCUGCCACAUUAAAAAGAAAGACAGCCCCAGAAGGUGCUCGUAUGGGCAAACCUCCCAUGGGACCAAGAGGAGAUUCCUCCAGAACAGCAGAAGAUCGCAGUGUUUAUAGGAGAGGACCUGGAGUUGGAGGUGAUAAGAAAAUUGAUGUUGGUGCUGGUGCUGGCAAUUUGGAAUUUAUGGGAGGUUUUGGCAGAGGCAAAGCUCCACAAUAAAUUUAACUAUUGCAACGUAAUGAAAAUCUGCGUUAAUCAUAAUUUUAUUUGGAGAAGACCAACUCUUCAAUG
Trichogramma pretiosum is the source of this 643-nucleotide messenger RNA. Its product is annotated as 40S ribosomal protein S10-like. The record is from RefSeq and is a predicted model, not a curated record. Gene Ontology annotation, cellular component: cytosolic small ribosomal subunit. Lineage: Eukaryota; Metazoa; Arthropoda; Insecta; Hymenoptera; Trichogrammatidae. The transcript has 3 exons. Gene Ontology annotation, molecular function: structural constituent of ribosome; RNA binding. The coding region runs from base 95 to 571 and encodes 158 amino acids.